AUGGAACUAAUAAUCAGGGACCGCUUCAUCGAGUUUGCUGAGAGGCACACCGCUGUGCACACAAGGUAUGGCCGCUCUGAAUCCACAGUACCGCAGACGCCAACGGAGAGGCUUUUUAUAGUCCCCCUUUGGAGCAGGCUUCCCGCUGAUUUCGAAGAAAACGCACUCGCGCUCUCUCAUCAAAUCAACGAGCUCCACUCGACGCACUUCCUCUUCUUGGAGCCGAAGCUCCGCCGCAAAGAAGAGGAGGACCAGCUGCAUACUUUAAUUGAUAAGCAGACGGCUGAGAUUCAAGCCCUUCUCAAGAUGUUGGAGCAUACGAUUGUUGUCGGCGCUCAGCUCAAAACUACAUACUCUGAAGAGGAAGUACGCAUUGUCAAAAGCAUCCAGACGCAGCUAACAACUCGCUUCAAGGAGCUUGCUCUACAGUUCCAGUCCGUCCAGAACAUAUUUGGAGCACUGUUGCGCCGGCGAGAGCAGAAAUCCAACAAGUACACGAAGAUUGGAAGCGACGCUGCCUACGAAACUGUCCAGCAAGAGGAGAGAGUUGCGCAAUUUCUCCAAAUGGGUAUCACAGAGCAGGACAUACAGGCUCUCCUGAUCGAGGAUAUGCAACGGGAUCAAACAAACAAGGAGAUCAAGGAUAUCCUCUAUAGUGCCCAAGAGAUUCACCGCAUGUUCGAGGAUCUUCACACCAUAGUAGUCGACCAGGGGUCGAUGCUGGACAGGAUCGAUUACAAUGUCGACAAGGCACUGGUGAGUGUAUCAAAGGCUCAGAUCGAACUGGAAAAAAGCUCGCGAAAAUCACGGCAACUGCAUUCUUAUGUGACGGCAGAGCGCCGUACUUUUGUGUACCUCUGCUCAGCAAGCGCCACUGCCACCUGCUUGCACUCUACUUGUUCUCCUCAUCGAAUACCAAACCAAUCCAAAGUAAGUCACUCCUAA
This is a messenger RNA of Leishmania braziliensis MHOM/BR/75/M2904, 945 nucleotides long. RefSeq names its product QA-SNARE protein putative. NCBI's taxonomy places the organism in Eukaryota, Euglenozoa, Kinetoplastea, Trypanosomatida, Trypanosomatidae. Gene Ontology annotation, cellular component: membrane; SNARE complex; endomembrane system. Gene Ontology annotation, biological process: vesicle fusion; vesicle-mediated transport; intracellular protein transport. Bases 1 to 945 code for a protein of 314 amino acids. Gene Ontology annotation, molecular function: SNARE binding; SNAP receptor activity. The transcript has a single exon. The record is from RefSeq and is a predicted model, not a curated record.